Messenger RNA from Hymenoscyphus albidus, 1396 nucleotides. Lineage: Eukaryota; Fungi; Ascomycota; Leotiomycetes; Helotiales; Helotiaceae. The record is from the annotation of a GenBank genome assembly.
UCCCCCCAAGACCCCUUUGGCCCAGAUCUGGACUCCAGAGACACAUAUUGACAUCUCCUGUUGCAAUUUGCCAACAAUUUGAAGCACUAUGCUCAUCCUCGAAUCCCAUAAAGAUAUCGCCACCAAGGCCAAUGGCUUGGAAGGUUCUAUGAGUGAGACAAUGAAAAUCUUUCUUACCCCUCCUUUCUAAUUCUCUGCGGGGUUCGGCUUGAAACUUGAAGCGUGGAGACUGAUGGCGUGGUGCUGCAUUCUAUAGGAAUCUUCCUCUAUCACCCAUCUAUACCAGGUUAUCCAAAUGCGUGUGUAAAUCCAAAACUUGAAUGCAAUAAAACCUCACAUCUCCAAGAACGAUGAGCUGACUUGCACCUCAGACGUUUUCCCGGUGUCGUCUUGUUCUCGGAGAUUUAUCAGGGUAAGUCAAGUUGCUAUAAAUCACUGUCUGGUUCUAUCCAUCUAUCUCCAUAGAAAUAGAGAGGUCGAAAAUCUGGCACUGAUUGUUUCGCUGUAGUCACCGGUCCAGUAGCACGCUUCGCUCGUCAGAUUGCAGGUCAAGGCUAUAUUGUUGCAGCUCCAUCCUCAUAUCAUGAGUUUACAGGUCCUGAACCUUUGGCAUAUGAUGUUCCUGGUACGGACGCCGGUAAUGACUACAAAAUUAAGAAGGUAAGAUUCAUAUGCAAACUUGAAACUCUCAACAUGAGUUGUCGAUGUCAAGUAAAUAACUCAAUAUUGCAGACGCUAGCGGGGUACGAUGAAGAUUCUACAUUAUCUAUCGACACACUGCUAUCACUUUCAACUUGUAAUGGCAGAAUAGGAGCUACAGGAAUGGUAUGUUCCAUUGUUAUGCAAAGAAACCUUUUCCCUCUUCGUCCCCCUCUGCAUUUACUUCAAAACACUCUAACAAAUUGCAGUGCCUCGGAGGCCACCUAGCCUACCGUUGUGCACUAGACCCCCGCGUCUCUGCAGUAGUAACCUACUUCGCAACAGAUCUGCACUCCGCAACGCUCGGCGCGGGCAUGAAAGACGACUCUCUUUCACGUGCAGGAGAGAUCAAAGCCGAAUUGGCGAUGAUCCACGGCACGAAAGAUAACCACGUACCGCCUGAAGGACGGGAUCUGAUUCGGAAAACGCUGAGAGAUUCGGGCGUGGUAUUUUCGUGGUAUGAGGUUGCUGGUGCCCAACGUAAGUCGAGUUUGUACUGGGAGGAAAGGAGGGUUGAAAAGAUGCGGCUGAUGAAUUUAUAGAUGCUUUUAUUCGUGAUGAAUUGUCGAAGGGAAGGUAUGAUCCGGCGAUUACCAAGAUCUGUUUUGAGAUCUUGCUUGAGCUUUUUGGGAGGACUUUGAAGCUUGAUUUAGGCUCUCAUGACGGGAAGGAGCAGAAGGUUGAGGAUAUCUGUUAG